This is a messenger RNA of Benincasa hispida (wax gourd), 1845 nucleotides long. The record is from RefSeq and is a predicted model, not a curated record. NCBI's taxonomy places the organism in Eukaryota, Viridiplantae, Streptophyta, Magnoliopsida, Cucurbitales, Cucurbitaceae.
UAUAUAAAAAACUGAGGCAAUGCCAAUAUCAAGAUUAUGGCCGCUAUAUAAAGGCAUCACUCGUGAAUUUCAGAUUCCAUUCCAAGUGUGUCUUUGUAGGCAAAGGGCACAGCAUAGCACACCAUUCUAGCGCGAAUACGGAGCCUAACCAGUCGGAUAUACAGGAUUUGUUGGAAGAAAAUAGUGAGAUAUGGUUGGUAGCGCGAUGGGGAUGGGUGAAAUCAAUGGUGGGGCUGAGGUUUUGAUCGGAAAUUUUGAUACAAAUGUUGUGUUUUCUGAACCUCUGCCUUCGUUGGCGGAGAACAACAACGGCGUGGAUCUCAAUGGACAACAACAUGGAGACUCGAAUCAGAAAGGGAAGAGGGAGAUUGUACUUGGUAGAAAUGUUCAUACCACUUGCUUAUCCAUCACCGAGCCUGACGCUAAUGACGAGUCUACAGGCGAUAAGGAAGCUUACAUGGCUAGCGUCUUGGCUCGCUAUAGAAAGAAUCUCCUCGAGAGGACUAAAUAUCAUUUAGGGUACCCUUAUAAUUUGGACUUCGAUUACGGUGCUUUAGGGCAGUUGCAGCAUUUUUCUAUUAACAAUCUAGGCGAUCCGUUCAUUGAAAGUAAUUACGGUGUGCACUCGAGGCAGUUUGAGGUUGGGGUGUUGGAUUGGUUUGCUCGCCUUUGGGAGAUUGAAAAAAAUGAGUAUUGGGGAUACAUUACAAAUUGUGGUACGGAAGGCAAUCUUCAUGGGAUUCUCGUUGGGAGAGAAGUUUUGCCGGAUGGGAUUCUGUAUGCUUCUCGGGAAUCUCAUUAUUCCGUUUUCAAAGCCGCUAGAAUGUAUAGAAUGGACUGUGUGAAGGUUGACACUCUUGUAUCUGGUGAGAUCGAUUGUGUUGACCUUAGGGUCAAGUUGCUUGCUAACAAAGACAAACCAGCUAUACUCAAUGUUAAUAUUGGAACCACGGUGAAGGGAGCUGUCGAUGAUCUUGAUCUCGUGAUACAAACACUUACCGAAUGUGGGUUUUCAAAAAAUCGGUUCUACAUCCAUUGUGAUGGGGCAUUGUUUGGACUUAUGAUGCCUUUUGUCAAACGUUUGAUGGCACCAAAGGUCUCGUUUAAGAAGCCCAUCGGAAGUGUGAGUGUUUCUGGCCACAAGUUCGUUGGAUGCCCAAUGCCCUGUGGUGUUCAGCUUACAAGGUUGGAGCAUAUAAAUGCCCUCUCCAGCAAUGUUGAGUAUCUAGCUUCAAGAGAUGCCACGAUCAUGGGAAGUCGGAAUGGCCAUGCCCCUAUCUUCCUUUGGUACACCCUCAACAGAAAAGGCUAUAAAGGUUUUCAAAAGGAAGUCCAGAAGUGUCUCAGAAAUGCACACUACCUGAAAGACCGGCUUCUUGAUGCCGGAAUUAGUGCGAUGCUGAAUGAACUCAGCAGUACAGUUGUGUUUGAACGACCCCGAGACGAAGAAUUUAUCCGAAGGUGGCAGCUAGCUUGCGAAGGAAAUAUUGCCCAUGUUGUAGUAAUGCCCAAUGUUAGCCAAGAGAAACUGGACGAUUUCCUAGCCGAAUUGGUUGAGAAACGCUCAACUUGGUACGAAGAUGAAAACGUUCAACCUCCUUGUGUCGCAGCAGAGUUGGGAAGUGGGAGCUGUGCUUGUAAGUUGCACAGGCGUUGAUAUGCUUUUAUGGAAGUUGUAUUCGGUUGUAUUGCUUGUUUGGUAGUGAAACUCUAGAUUCACUUGAAUUUUGGUGUUAUCAUAGUCGUGUUUUGAGUAUAUUAAUAAAUCACUAUAGGCGUGUAUUCACGAAUUCCUCUCUCGAAUAUUGAGGAUUUUAAUGAAUGGCUCUAGUAGUAAUAUGUUUA